CCUAGCCAACACCGAAGCCGUAGCAAGUACUCUCCUGGACACUACGGUGGCUUUGCUGAAGACUAUGUUGAAGAAGAAGACGAACCCCGUCCAUAUCGUCGACCAAGCCGUCGCUACACAGCAAGACCGCCACCCGCUCAUCAGAACUAUCACAACAGAGACCCCUGGACCCGUGGACAACCCCGACUCAGUCAUGAUGGUGCCACUCUCUACGAUAACGACUACGAGCCGGACACACCUUCCAAGCCGCGUGUGCACUACCACUAUGGCAGUGAGGAGGAGGAAAUGCGACGAACUGGCUAUUAUCCUUCCACUCGAGGUGCAGGACGUGGUCCACCUACAAGACCUUCCUCUGACGAGGUGCUUCGACUCCCUUGGCUGAUGUGGAUGAACUCUAAUGCAAAGAAUCACUUUGUGGCUUUCGUGGGUGAGUUUGUUGGAACCACCAUGUUCUUGUUCUUUGCCUUCAGUGGCACCCAGGUCGCCAACAUCGGCUCUGGGGCCUCUGACAGCAAGACGACAACUGGUGCCGACACGGGUUUCUCGCCUCAGGUACUAUUGUACAUCGCUCUGGUCUUCGCCUUUUCCCUCAUGGUCAACGUAUGGAUAUUCUUUAGGAUAUCUGGUGGUCUUUUCAACCCGGCUGUGACCCUCGCUAUGCUUCUCACGCGUGUUCUAAGCCCUGUUCGAUGCUCAAUGCUCCUAGUCGCCCAGGUUGCCGGCGGCAUCUUUAGUAGUUUCCUGGUUUCCGUCCUCUUUCCCACUUCCUUCAACGUCAGGACUACCUUGAGUGCGGAUACUAGUCUAGUCAGGGGAGUGUUUAUCGAGGCUGUCCUGACCGCCGAGCUCGUCUUCACGAUCUUCAUGUUAGCUAAGGAGAAACACAAAGCAACAUUCAUUGCGCCCGUGGGUAUUGGUCUUGCACUUUUCAUCGCAGAAUUGGUCGGCGUCUACUACACUGGCGGAAGCUUGAACCCUGCCCGUUCCUUCGGACCAUGCGUCAUCACCGGAGUCUUCGAUCAAGAACACUGGAUCUACUGGGUUGGACCAGGCUUUGGCGCUGUGCUCGCCGUCGUCUUCUACAAGUUCAUUAAGAUCCUCGAAUACGAAGUAGCAAAUCCUGGCCAGGACGCCGAAGUCGACGAGUCGGAGCGGGAGAAGGGACAAGUGUGAGAAGGGUCUGGAU
Molecule: messenger RNA, 1186 nt
Organism: Aaosphaeria arxii CBS 175.79
Lineage: Eukaryota; Fungi; Ascomycota; Dothideomycetes; Pleosporales
Product: aquaporin-like protein
Exons: 3
Coding region: 286-1173 (295 amino acids)
Biological process (GO): transmembrane transport
Cellular component (GO): plasma membrane
Molecular function (GO): water channel activity
Source: RefSeq, a predicted model, not a curated record